Mastomys coucha (southern multimammate mouse) is the source of this 894-nucleotide messenger RNA. RefSeq names its product putative vomeronasal receptor-like protein 4. Gene Ontology annotation, biological process: G protein-coupled receptor signaling pathway. Gene Ontology annotation, cellular component: membrane. The transcript has a single exon. The record is from RefSeq and is a predicted model, not a curated record. Bases 1 to 894 code for a protein of 297 amino acids. Gene Ontology annotation, molecular function: pheromone receptor activity. NCBI's taxonomy places the organism in Eukaryota, Metazoa, Chordata, Mammalia, Rodentia, Muridae.
AUGUUCUCACUCAAGAAUGUCCUUUAUUUCCAAGCUGGACUUGGAGUCCUAGCCAAUAUGUUUCUUCUUUGUUUCUAUAUUUUCAUCAUCCUAGGUCACAGACCUAAGCCCACAGACCUGAUUUCCUGUCAACUGUCCUUCGUUCACAUAAUCAUGUUUCUUACUGGAGGGGAUAUUUGUCUUACAGACUUACUUGAGUCACUGGACAUUGAGAAUGACUUCAAAUGUAAGGCAACUUUUUACAUAAGUAGGGUGAUGAGAGGCCUCUCUAUCUGCACCACCUGCCAUUUGAGUGUGUUCCAGGCUGUCACUAUCAGUCCCAGUACUGCUCUGUUGGCCAAAUUUAAACAAAAACUAAAAAAAUACACGAUAUAUUCUUUCUUAUGUAUUUGGUCUUUCAAUUUGUUCUUCAGUAGCAACCAGAUUUUCUAUGUUGGUGCUUAUACCAAUGUGAGUGAGACCAAACAGAUGAAGGCUACUAAAUACUGCUCACUCUUACCCAUGAACAACAUCAUCAGAGGAUUGAUUUUAACAGUGACAACCUCUAGAGAUGUGUUUCUUGUAGGGGUCAUGCUGACCACAAGCACAUACAUGGUGAUUAUCUUGUUCAGACAUCAGAAGCAAUGCAAACAUCUUCACAGCAUCAGCCACCUGAGAGCAUCCCCUGAGAAAAGGGCCACACAGAUUAUCUUGCUGUUGGUGGUUUUCUUUGCGGUCAUGUAUUGGGUAGACUUCACCAUCUCAACGACCUCAGUCCUGUUAUGGAGUUACAAUCCAGUCAUCCUGACUGUUCAGAAGUUUGUGAUGAAUGCCUAUCCCACAAUUACUCCUUUAGUUCAAAUCAGUUUUGAUAACAGAAUAAUCAUUAUGUUGAAAAAAUUUCAGUCGAAAUAG